AUGGAGACGUUGGAAAACCCCGCGGUGAUCAUCGACAACGGCUCCGGUCUCUGCAAAGCGGGGAUAGCCGGGGACAACGCCCCGCGAUCGGUCAUCACGUCCAUCGUGGGUCGCCCCAAGGCCAAGGCUACCAUGCUGGGGGCCGGGCAGAAGGAGUAUUACAUCGGGGAGCAAGCUCAGGCCAAGAGGGGCAUCCUGACCCUCAAGUACCCCAUCAAGCACGGGAUCGUGGCUUCCUGGGACGACAUGGAGAAGAUCUGGAGACACGUCUACGAAUGCGAACUGCGCCUGAAGUCCACCGAGAGGCCGGUGUUGCUCACCGAAGCCCCCCUGAACCCCCUGCAGAACCGCGAAACCAUGACCGAGAUCAUGUUCGAGACCUUCAAGGUGCCGGCGAUGUACGUGGCGGUGCAAGCCGUCCUGGCUCUGUACUCGUCUGGGCGCACCACCGGUUUGGUUCUGGACAGCGGCGACGGGGUGACCCACACCGUCCCCAUCUACGAGGGGUAUUGCCUGCCCCACGCCGUCCUCCGCCUGGACCUGGCCGGCAGAGACAUCACCCUCUACUUGGUUCGGAUCCUGAUGGAGAACGGCCAUUCCUUCCUGACCACGGCCGAGAGAGAGAUCGUGAAGGACAUCAAGGAGAAACUCUGCUACGUGGCGAUCGAUCCCUACCUGGAGAUGAGGAGAAGGCUGGAAGAUGUCCAGAAGGAGUACAAGCUGCCCGAUGGCAAUGUCAUCAAGAUCCACAGUCAGCUCUUCAGAGCGCCUGAGAUACUUUUCACUCCUGCCAGCUUGGGAUACGAAGGUCCUGGGGUCCAUAGGUUGGCCUUUAAAAGUAUCUUGAGAUGUGAUAUAGAUGUACGUAAGUACCUGUACUCCAAUAUGUUGCUUUCCGGUGGUUCCACUCUCUUCCAGGGCUUGGAUGAACGACUCCUUAAGGAGAUACAGUCUUUGGCUCCAGCAGCCAUACCUGUCAAAGUUAUUUCCCCCCCAGAGAGGAAGUACUCAGUCUGGAUUGGUGCUUCCAUCCUGACCUGCUUGACUUCCUUCAAAGAAAUGUGGAUCACCUCUAAUGAUUAUAAUGAGGUUGGCUCGACCGUUGUUCACAAAAAGUGCUUCUAAGAACAU
Callorhinchus milii (elephant shark) is the source of this 1131-nucleotide messenger RNA. Its product is annotated as actin-85C. Lineage: Eukaryota; Metazoa; Chordata; Chondrichthyes; Chimaeriformes; Callorhinchidae. The record is from RefSeq and is a predicted model, not a curated record. The coding region runs from base 1 to 1125 and encodes 374 amino acids. The transcript has a single exon.